CCAAUGGAACAGGACAUGUUUCAUAGGAUAGGAAUCGCAAAUUAAAGAACGAAGUUGAUAACAAACAUUUAGCGGAACUUUGCCUCGUGCCAGACACCAGUAAUAGCAUGAAAGGACCUUGUGAAUAUCGAACAUUAUCGUAACGACUGCGAUUAGAGAAACAGCAGAGAAGGUGAAGUGAGGCAGGAGAAAGCAAUAGGAAACGAGGGAAAUAAUGGCAAAGAAUUUAUUUAAUUCACGACGCUUUGCUAUAUCGCACAAGCCCAAGCGCUUCUCGGGAAUUAAGAGCACGCAACUGUUGAACCCUCGCAGAUUUAACCUCCAGUGGACCUAAUAAUAAAAAGAGAUUCCCGGAGGGUUUCCCCUAAAUACAAAAUCGUCUCUCGCACCUUGACAAAACUAUCACAUGUAAAACAUGUCCAUUCAUUAUAUGCAUUGUGUGUUCUUUUACGUUUACGUUUUCCCAAAGAACACAACCGCUUCCAACGUACAAUCCUUACGGCGUCAUGUUGUUCGCUCAAACGGAACUUUUAAGAAAACGAGGGGAACUCGAUCCUAUGUGGUGAUUCUUGUCCCUAACGCAACGAGAGAUCCCUCCGUUCCGGCUGAUCUGCUGCUGUCCUUGGUGAUGUACAAUGCAAUCCAAUUAGGUUUCACCUCUAGGCUGUGAUGCAGCCUGCGAAGCUUGAAGCUCCCAUUCAGUCGAUGCUGCGUGUGUCGCUCUGCAGUUCGGUCCAUAGUGUGCUUUCCCUCUUCGGUUUGCUAUUUUUGCGCGCUCGAUACAUCCGCAGACAUCCCAUUUGACCAUAUCAACAACCGAUGGAGAGAAAACUCUACCCGAGCGGCUUUUCCUACCGCAAGAACGGUGGACAUGUGUAGCAGUGUGUUCCAAGAAGACAGCCAGUAUAUCUAAGGGAUUAAAAAAAUAUAUUAGUAUUAUUUUACAUAAAAAAAUGUGGGAUAUGAACCUCGACUCUACAUCUUCUCCCGAGAAGUCGGAAUCUUAGCUGCCUCGCAAAGUUAUCCGCCAUGGAGGGACUUGUCUAAAGACCUCAUUAUUAUUUCUCAUAUCUUUUAUAUAUUAACUUUCCCGAUUUCUUUUUUACGUGGCUAGCGUCACGUUUUAAUCCCUCCCCCCCCGCCCCACCCGUUCCCCGUUCGCCAUGGCUGAGAAGGUCGGGUCGGGGGCGGCGAAGAGCUGCUCUCGUCCUGGGGGCUCCCUCCCGCCGGAGCCCAUCGAGAUCAUCCGGGUCAAGGCUCGGUCCCGCCGGGUCCGGAUCAACGUGGGGGGCAUCGUCCACGAGGUCCUGUGGAGGACCCUGGACCGGCUCCCGCGGACCCGCCUGGGCAAGCUGCGGGACUGCAACACCCACGACACCUUAAUGGAGAUCUGCGACGACUACUGCCUGAACGAGAACGAGUACUUCUUCGACCGGCACCCGGGGGCGUUCACCUCCAUCCUCAACUUCUACCGGACGGGCAAGCUGCACAUGAUGGAGGAGAUGUGCGCCCUCUCCUUCGGCCAGGAGCUGGACUACUGGGGCAUCGACGAGAUCUACCUGGAGUCGUGCUGCCAGGCCCGGUACCACCAGAAGAAGGAGCAGAUGAACGAGGAGCUGAGGAGGGAGGCCGAGUCGCUCAGGGAGAAGGACUGCGACAAGUUCGACACCACCUGCUGCCCCGACAAGAGGAGGAAACUGUGGGACCUCCUGGAGAAGCCCAGCUCCUCCAUCGCUGCCAAGAUCUUGGCCAUCCUCUCCAUCCUGUUCAUCGUCCUCUCCACCAUCGCGCUGUCCCUCAACACGCUGCCCGAGCUGCAGGUGAUCGACGAGUUCGGGCAGGCCAACGACAACCCGCAGCUGGCGCACGUGGAGGCGGUGUGCAUCGCCUGGUUCACCAUGGAGUACCUGCUGCGCUUCCUCUCCUCGCCCAGCAAGUGGAAGUUCUUCAAGGGCCCGCUCAACGUCAUCGACCUGCUGGCCAUCCUGCCCUACUACGUCACCAUCUUCCUGACCGAGUCCAACAAGAACGUCAUGCAGUUCCAGAACGUGCGGCGGGUGGUGCAGAUCUUCCGCAUCAUGAGAAUACUCCGGAUCCUCAAGCUGGCCCGCCACUCCACGGGCCUGCAGUCCCUGGGCUUCACCCUGCGGCGGAGCUACAACGAGCUGGGCCUGCUCAUCCUCUUCCUGGCCAUGGGCAUCAUGAUCUUCUCCAGCCUGGUCUUCUUCGCCGAGAAGGACGAGGACGCCACCAAGUUCACCAGCAUCCCCGCCUCCUUCUGGUGGGCCACCAUCACCAUGACCACGGUGGGCUACGGCGACAUCUACCCACAGACGCUGCUGGGGAAGAUCGUGGGCGGGCUGUGCUGCAUCGCGGGUGUGCUGGUCAUCGCCCUGCCCAUCCCCAUCAUCGUCAACAACUUCUCCGAGUUCUACAAGGAGCAGAAGAGGCAGGAGAAGGCCAUCAAGAGGAGGGAGGCCCUGGAGCGGGCCAAGAGGAACGGCAGCAUCGUCUCCAUGAACAUGAAGGACGCGUUCGCGCGCAGCAUGGAGCUGAUGGACGUGGUGGUGGAGAAAGACGAGAAGCACUGCUUCUACCAGGACAACCACCUCUCGCCCAGCCGGUGGAGCCCGGCCAAGCACGCGGCUGGUGACAGCAGCCCCUCCAAGGCCCUCGACGUGAAGUACCAGGAGGUGGUUCAGCUGGGGUCUCCGGCUCGCACCAACAGCCCCAGGCCGAGCCCGCAGAGGCUGAACGCCCAGAAGCUGGAGGAGAUCUACAACCAGAUGACCAAGUCUUCCCCCGUCUGUGCCCCCCGGGCGGGCGCCUCGCCGCGCCGCGACCCCCCGCCUAAGCGCGAAGAGGAGCUGGAGAUGAAGCUGGUCCCGCCCACCUACGACACCCUGACCCCCGAGCCCCCGCCGUCCGACCCCCUGCACAGGGAGCGGGCCCUCACCGAGGUGAGGAGCAUAUCCAGCGUGGACAGCUUCACCAGCUGCGCUGCCGAUUUCGCAGAGUCCGAGAGGGGACCUCUCCUCCCCGACGCUGGCGGCCUGGGGCCGCCCCGGCAGCUCAGGGUCCCGCCCCCGCCCCUGGACCUCAGCCGGAUCACGGCGGCCAGAGACGGGAAGGGGGGCCAGGGCGGCCUCAUCAGGGAUGGAUUGUACGAGUUUGUCCACUGCGGCUCAGAUGGCGGUGGGGGUGGGGCCGGGGCCGGGGCUGGGGGCGGGGACAGCGGCAGUAGCAUUCUCUCCCCCGGGGAAAACGGGCAGGGCUUCGACCGCCGCAGCUCCCUGCGGAGCAGCAACCCCGUCAGGACCAGGGGCCUCAAGGUGAACUUCAUCGAGACCCCGGGCGAGUCCCCGCAGCACGUCAGCAUCGUCCUGACGGAGGACAGACCCGCCUCCGGGGACCAGCCCCCGGCUGGGGCCGACCCCGACCCGCCGGGAGGGCCCGAGCUUUCGGACGAUCCCCAGGGCCCUGCGCCCCCCUCCUCCUCUUCGGCGAUCCUCAAAGGAAAGAAUCACCUAGAGGACCCGGGCGUGGUCGCCCCGGGCUCCCCUAUGGCCACCGCGCAGAACUGCAUGCUGGGCGCGCUCAGUGCUGUCGGGGAAGGGACGUCCUCCGAGAGCAACCAGAGCGGCCACUUAGCGGACAACCACAUGUUUUCGCCCGACGCUCACGCGAAGCCGGGGGACGGCGGUUUGUCUCCGCCGUGUGAAACCAGCAUGUGAGCGUCGUCGCUCGCUCGCACGCGACGAGAGACACGGGCAUAGCCACGGGAACCCACUUUUCGCACGGCAGCAUGACAAGGCCCUUUCAACCGUACAGCAGCCGGUCGCCAGGACCAAUGGCACUGCUGUCUGCAGACAUUCAGCAAUUUUAAAAAAGCGGGUGAAAACUCAGAGCUUCUGGGCUGAGCAACCACAUGACUGACUAAAGAGAUAAUCCGACUGUAAAUAUUGAACUUGUAUUAUUUUAUUGUUUUUUUUAUUUUUUAGAAAUGCACAGAAAGCAAAAGAAAGCGCAUCUUUAAAUGGCAUGUAUUUAAAUAAAAGCGUAAUGGUGGCUUACUUCCACUGUAAACAUGGGGGGAUAAAUCCCCCUGCAAUGAAGGUGCAAGUUCCUGUAUCGCUGUUGCUAACUCAAGGUACGAGCGCUGUGACAUUUAAACAUGAGACUUUGGAAAACCUGCUGCAGAUUAUGUCUUUUCAAAAUCCACUCAUUAUUAUUGUGGGUUUUGAAUGACAAACUUCAAUGUAUUAUCCUUGAUUUGCAUUACAUUUGUUUUUUAACUGGUAAUGUUUUUAAUUUAUGAAAGGACAUAGACCGUAGGCUUAAUGAGCCGGCCAUUGCUAAUUCCUAAAAUAAUAACUGUAAAUGGCAAAUAUAAAUAUAGUGGUUUUCCAUAGCUGUAUUACUUCAUGGUUACAAAAGUUAUUACAAAAAGAAGAAGGGCUUGUUUUUGCAGUUUGCCAUAUUUUUCAUUCAAGUCUGAAUAUGGAUUUGAAAAUGUCAGCAUAUCAAUGGAGACUGCUCCUGCUUUUAUAGGAGGGGCUUAUCAUCAGGUGACUGCCAGUCACAGACACGGGAGAUGCAUCAAAAUACAUUUGAACAUAUUAUUAGAAGUUAUUUCUGGUCUGGUAAUUAAAUCUUAAACUUUCUCUUUAUAGAUCCCCCCCAGAGUUAAAUUUUACACUCUAUGAAUGGGAAUACGCAUGAUAUGGUCGACCCUGUAAAAUGGUUCCAGGCUCUUCAGCUAUAGAGCACAGUUGUUUAAUCACUGUAAGACCUCUGUCUGUACUUAAGCACAAAACUGUCAGCUUUUUUUUUCCCUCGUGGAUUUCUGGGUUCACUAUGCGGUCAUAUCCGGAUCUGAUACAGAUAAUAUUAACUGUCUGUCUUUUAACAUCCAUGUUGUCUGAUCAUUUCUGGUUAUUUAUUUAUUUAUUUAUUUAUUCAUGUAUUUAUGUAUUUAUUUAUUUUGCAUUGCUGUAAACUAGUGAGGUCACACUAUGGACUAAAACCUAUUUUAGUCCAACUUAAUCCCAGAGUUUCUCCAGUUUCUGCUUUUCAUUGCAGAAUGAAAAUGUUGCCUUUUGCUGAGGGACUGCUGGGAAAUUGCUCCUGUUUCAGUAAAUCGCAGACUGUUUAAAAACGCAUUUCCAUAUCCACGGGAAAAAAUGCACAAUUAGAAGAGGAGUAGCCCUUCGCGGCUUCCACGUCAGUUCGUUCUGAAAUGGGAUGUGCAAUAUAACGCACAUUACGCUGGUUACGAGUCACGGCACUUUAAUCGGAGAGGCGGUACUUUCGUUUUCAGUAUACGGUAUUUCUUGAAUGGAUCGGCCCUCUGGUGUCGAAUGGGUAAAGAGUAACAGAAAGAGCCGGCUACUUUUAUUUAUACUUUCACAUGUUGUAUGGCUGCCAUAUAUCAGUCGACCUCUUCUCAGGUUUGCUAAUACAAAAAUCUAAGUAUUCUAUUAGAACUAUGUGGGGAUUUUGUAGUCCUCAAAAUAUCAGACAUUACUUCUACUGUACAGUAUACAUAUAUCUUAGAUUGUAUAUGUAUUAUAAAU
Molecule: messenger RNA, 5576 nt
Organism: Anguilla anguilla (European eel)
Lineage: Eukaryota; Metazoa; Chordata; Actinopteri; Anguilliformes; Anguillidae
Product: potassium voltage-gated channel, Shab-related subfamily, member 2
Exons: 3
Coding region: 1164-3734 (856 amino acids)
Biological process (GO): protein homooligomerization; potassium ion transmembrane transport
Cellular component (GO): voltage-gated potassium channel complex; membrane
Molecular function (GO): protein binding; delayed rectifier potassium channel activity
Source: RefSeq, a predicted model, not a curated record